Dunckerocampus dactyliophorus (ringed pipefish) is the source of this 4027-nucleotide messenger RNA. RefSeq names its product CUB domain-containing protein 1-like. The record is from RefSeq and is a predicted model, not a curated record. Bases 98 to 3724 code for a protein of 1208 amino acids. The transcript has 14 exons. Lineage: Eukaryota; Metazoa; Chordata; Actinopteri; Syngnathiformes; Syngnathidae.
GUCAGGUUUGAACAGAUCCCCGUGCCCGCGGACCACGCCCUCCACGCUACGCCCCCGCUGCUCCUGCUGCUGUCGCCGCGCACAGGAGAAAAGGAGGAUGAACAUGCGGCGCCACACCUGCGCGCCCCUCGGACUUCUGUUGUUAAUUAUCCUCGCCUCAUCAGAAUGCCUGCAGCUGACAGCCCUGCCCGACAAAGGCUCAACAGUGACGGUGUCAACUGCUCCCCACUUGGAUGACUGUGCUGUUUGUGUAGUCAGCGGGGUCAAUGACACGCAGACGUCCUGCCACGCCACUCUUACGCUGGCGCCUGAGAAGGAGGUCAAGCUGCUCUUCAACUGUUCCCAACCUGUAGAACAGGCUUACACGGUUACUGUAACUCAGAUCCUUGAAUGCACAGAGGACACCUGCAGCCCUUCGACUGUAGAAACUCAACCCUCUCUACUCAGUGAAUUUACCAGAACCUUCAUCUGGCAGAUCAAGGCGCCUGCAAAGACCGUUGUGGGUCUUAAUGUCCUUGGAGAGGGACUGCGGGAGGCGUCAAGACCAUGCAACAAUGGAUAUCGGUAUUCAGUGGACACGUCUGGAACAAACAGCAAAGCAGAAACUGACUACUGCAAAGGAGGUUCUGUGACCCAUUUAGACCUGUUCAGUGACGCUGUAGUUUCUCUGCAAGUUCAACCGAAGACAAAGGUGGAAUCUGUGGUGUUCCAGGCCUCUGCAGGACCACUAAAGGGCCGAACGGUGGUUGUAACCAUUGACUCCAGCACCAACCUGGUGAUCAGCAGGUUCUCGCAGGAACCAGAAUGCGAGCUGUGCUCCGGUGCCGACUCGGCUCGCACCUGCAGCCCGGUGGAAAAAACCUUGACCAACGUUCAGAGUCUCUCGCUGGAGUUUAGUUGCCUCAAACCUCAAGAUGCCUUCAGUGCGGAGGUGAAGAAGACAAUAGAAUGUACCAAGAACUCCUGCACACCAACUUCAGGAGAACUCGAUCCUGGCCUCUUGAAGGACUUUAAAAGAACCCUCAAAUGGGACAUUAGCGUCCCAGAGAGGACUAUUUUAACCUUGGAGCUGCCCAGCGGUGGUCUGAGACAGUUAUCAGCGCAAGCUGAAUGUCAAGAUGGCCCCCGGUACUCUGUGAGCACAACAAGACACGAUGGCCAGAUCAAGACCAAAAGCUACUGCAGUGGUGGAUCGUUGUCUCGUCUGGAUCUUCUUGGAUUUACCACUGUGACUGUGGAGGUGCCCCAAGGAGAAGAACUGGACAGGACAAUAUUCACAGCCAAAGCAGCACCCCGAGUUGGCAGAAUGCUGUCUGUGACCACUGACCCGGAAACCAUCAUUAUGAUCAGCAGAAACUCCCUCGAACCCGACUGCAGCGUGUGUGUGGACAAACCCCCGAAACAGACAUGCAAUCCAAAAAUUCUAACCCUGAGAGAAUCUCGAAAUACCUCAGUCGAAUUCACUUGUCCUCGCCCCGAAGAUGUCUUCAACGUGGAGAUAAACAGAGAAAUUGACUGCACAGCUACUUCCUGCUCUGGCAAUAUGGUGCAGCCUGAGUCCUCGCUCUUCCCAGACUUCAACCGGACCUUUACCUGGGAUCUGAAAGUCAGCUCCACUCGGACCUUCCAGCUGGACUUCCCCGAGCCUGGAAUGCAACAGAUUGCCAAUGAAGACACCUGUCCAGAUGAGCACACGUAUACGCUCAUUACCUAUCUGCGCACUGGGCCUGCCGUCAUUGGAACCUUCUGCAAGGGCGGUGCUGUGACCAGCAUUCAAGUGCUCUACAAGGGCCGCAUGUCUCUCCAGGUGCCGGGGGACAGGAAGAUGGACCCUGUUGACUUCAAAGUCAGUGUUGGGCCUCAGACCAGCAUGGUGGCCAUCGUGAAAGUGAACCUACCACGAGGUGUUUCUGAUACGGCCUUCAUCUCUACCAACUACCCCAAUGACUUCCCUGACAAUCAGCAGAUGCAGUGGGACUUCUCUGUGCCUGGCAUGCACAAUUACACAGUUCACCUUCACCAUCACACGGCCCCGGAGUGCCUCAACAAGGAUGUGGAAGUGGAGUACAGGAAAGACGACAAGAAGGUGACCAAAGUGGGUCUGACUGAUAAGCAGCCGGAACACCAACAGGGCAACUUCAAAAUGGUGCUGAAGAACUGUGAAACCAACACCACACUGCAGGGACUCGCUUUGAAAUACAGCGUGUCUGUAAUGAGAAGUGGUCAUCCAGUUCUAUGCACGGUGGACCUGAGCAAACACCCAAAAAUGGCUCUGCAGAUUGAGAAAGUGGGUUCUGAUCCUUAUUGCGAGAUGAGCGUGAACUCUGAGGUUGUAAAGAAGAUAAAUGUGGCUGCGGGCAGUCAGGCCAAACUCUCCUUUCUUGACUGUCCCAAUGAAGAUGUGCAGUUGACAGCGAGUAAAGUUAUUGGUUGUCAAAAUGUGGCUUCCUGUUCUGAUACUCUCCUCACCGUACCCACGUUGGAUUCCUGUCUUCGGAUGCCCCUCCACAGCUUCACCUGGCACCUGAAUAUCCCUCAGGACAGCACCAUUGAUCUGGUGUCACCAUCAGGGGGUCUGCAACAGUCCGUGCCAGGUCAGGUGUGUAACAGAUCUGUCUCGCUGCAUGUGGAAGAGACUGAAGGCUUCUCUGUGGGAGAUUUCUGCUCCAAUGGGAUCAUCCAGAAGGUUCAAGUGCACGCCAACGUCUCCAUCACGGCAACGACCAGAGACUUCAGCAAGACGAGGGGGCCUUUUCUCAAUGUCACCUUCAGUAAAGAGAUCCCAGAGACCAUCAUUUAUCAAGUCAGUCCACAGAUGUCGUCCCCAACCCUGCUGGCCACCCCCAAUUGGCCCAAGGGUAUGAGACCUUCGUCCACGGUGUCCUGGAUCGUCACUCUGCCAAGCCACCACCAGGCACACGUCCAGUUUGUCAACGUCAGCCAGCCCAAAUGCGAGGACAGACACACCGCCAUCAAGGUCAAGAUGCUGCACUCUGAGGAGGAGAUACUGAGCCGCAGGGAGGACGAGAAGACGGAUGACAAGCUGCUGGUGCCACAGAGCUUCUAUAUCAACAUGUCCAACUGUAUACCAGAGGAUGGGAACUUUGGUGCUGUGACCAAAAUUGUUCUACAGAGAAAGACCAAUCUCCUAGCCAUCCUUCUUGGGAUAGCAGGAGCUCUUCUCCUUUUACUCAUCUUGUUGGGUGUUGUCUGCUUCUUUGUAAGGAAAAAGAAAAAAGAGCGCAUGGAGAAGGAGUCGUCUAUCUACAUCGGCAGAGGGAACAUCUUCAAACCAGGUGAACGGCAAUUCAGCAAGGCCCGGUCCGACAACGAGUCCCACGUGUACGCCUCCAUAGACGAGACGAUGGUGUACGGUCACCUCCUGGGAGACUCCAGCUACGCAGACAGCAUGGAGGACCAUUUCAAAGGAAUGCAGGUAGAUUCCUACCACACCUUCACGGGGCCCUCCAACCUGCCCGUCAUCAAAGAACCGGACCCGGAGCCCGAAAUGGACCAGCUCAACACAUUCCUGGACCCGUCCGAGACUUUCAUCCCGUCUCGUCCGCGCACUCCCAUCGACCGCCAGGACAGCCUGGGCUUCCAGGACCGGCGUAUGGUGGACAAUGAACUGUACACGUUCAGAAACAUGGGGGACAUCAACACCAUUCGACUCUCUGGUGCCGACAUGGAACCAGAACCGCCGACAUCAGAGGAGUUCUUGUAGAUGAUGAUGGGAACUCGUCUGCCUCAGUCUCACUCAGGGAAUCUGAGUGGAAACACUUUUUUUUUAACCAUAUACUUGACUCCUCCACUUUAUGAGAACUUUGAAAAGCUUUCAGAAGAGGAUCUGUGAACUUAUUUUUCUAGGGUUGACUCUCUCUUUUUUUUUAUUUUUUUUAUUAUGUAAUCUCUGCUGAUGUGGUUUGGAUUUUGGAGCAGGGAAAUGGAACAAUUUUGCAGUGUUUUUAUGUUGUUAGUCUGUGAUUACAUUUUUUGCAAUAAAUUUUAGGAAAAAAGCUGCCCCUGC